Saprolegnia diclina VS20 is the source of this 707-nucleotide messenger RNA. RefSeq lists its product as hypothetical. Gene Ontology annotation, molecular function: phosphatidylinositol binding. The transcript has a single exon. NCBI's taxonomy places the organism in Eukaryota, Oomycota, Saprolegniomycetes, Saprolegniales, Saprolegniaceae. The record is from RefSeq and is a predicted model, not a curated record. Bases 24 to 707 code for a protein of 227 amino acids.
UGCAGCUUGGCGUGUCGACCGAGAUGGUGGUGCCCCAUACGCUCAAGACGUCUAUUUCGCACGUGACGCGCGUUGCCGAGAAGGGCUACGCCGAGUACAUUGUGCAAGCGAUCGACCGCCGCGGCGCGUGGGUGCUCUGCCGCCGCUACUCGCAGUUUCGGGAGCUCCGGAACGCGCUCAGGAGCAUCCCGCUCUGCCCUUCGUGCACAUCGCUCGUCGCCAACAACUACAUCACCAAGCGGUUUCCGCGCAGGCGGCUCUUUUCAACAAAUUCCGAGCGGACAAUCGAAGAACGGCGCGUGCUGCUCGCUCUCUUCCUCGACGUCGUCACGCUGGGCGUUCGGGUCUGCGGUGACGCUUCCUGCAUGACGCGCGAUCUCGUGCACAACUUUUUAGUCAUGCCCCAUGAAGAGCCGGGCCCGCGUCUUCUCGGCCUUGCGAGUGAUCCGUGGAGCGUCCCGCUUCUCACCGAGACGCCCGAGCUCUGCAGCAGCGACACUUCGCCAGUGCUUGGCUACACGAAAAAAGACCGACCGCGCACCAAGCUGGUCGCGGGACCAGUGGGAAAGGCCAACGUGUCGAUGCGCGCCCGCAUUGCGCGCUUACGGCAGCGGUCCGCGACCAAGCCGGCCCGCUCACGCAGCAAGAUGGAGACCACCUUGGCGACGAUUCAGGAAGGCUGUCCCGACACUUCACUGAGCUUCUAG